UAUUUUGCUUUCUAGUCUUCAGCGAGGCUCAUCAGUAGAUGUGGUCGGCUCUGAGGACCAGCUAGUUCUCUGAGAGUUGAUACCUCCAGCAUCUGGCUGGCCAGCGCCCUACUCUCUCUGAUGACUUCCUUCCAAAUCUUUUUCCCCAAAAUUUAAGACGACAUCAUCAUUUUUUUAUCUGUGUGCAUCUUCCCCAGCCUCCACAUUACUCUUCCUGUCCGUGCUGCACCUCAAGAAUUUCGUAGGUUAGCUGCAGUCGGCUGGCUGCUCUGAUGCAACAAUGUCAUGCCAAGAGAAAACAUUUUAUUUUGGAGCCUGGAUGAGAGUUACUCAUGACCAGAACAGAUUGAGCAGUGAGUCACCCACCAGAUGUUAUUAGAGCUGUGACAACAAGAAACCAGAUGAAACCUCUAAACUCUAUCUGCUUUCCAGACCACGGAAAUGCAGCAUAUUGAAUUUGCUUUGACUUAUGCAAACCGCAGAGCCUGAAGACAGAACAGAAUUCAAGCUGAUGUCAGAUCAUGCUCUAAUGAGAUGAGAUAAUGCUGGCAGAGCGGAUGUGAGACGACUACAUGGAGACAGUGCAAUGAAGGACUUGUCUGUCUUGUGGAUUUUCCCAGGAUGAGUGAAUCAUUUACUAGCUGCUUUCAAGUUGCUGCUGUACUACUGGCUGUGAAAGUGAGAGAACAGCUUCUGCAGAUGAAAGGCCAGCAAUGAUAGCACUGGAAUGUGACCUCGGAUGUUUAUCAGAACAACACUGGCUGUCAGAUGAUACAGCAUUCUUAUUUUUCCAACCACUUUUGGACUGGAAUCAGGCAUAACAUGCUUGGAAGUACCUGCUAGUGUUGGUUACCUGUACCCUAGCACGAGAGCUCCAGCUUAAUCCUUUUCAACACUUCUUCCAGAACAUGGGGGAAAACGAUGAUGAAAAAUACAGUCAAGCUGGACAGAUAUUUGAAAACUUUGUCCAAGCAUCAACAUGCAAAGGUACCAUUCAGGCUUUUAAUAUUCUCACUCGCCAACUUGAAUUAGAUCCUUUGGACAAUAAAAACUUUUACACCAAACUGAAGUCAAGAGUAACCACAUGGAAGGCCAAAGCUUUGUGGAACAAGCUUGAUAAAAGAGCAAGUCACAAAGAGUACAAACGUGGAAAAUCUUGUAUGAACCCUAAGUGUUUAAUUAUUGGAGGUGGCCCAUGUGGCUUGCGGACUGCCAUAGAACUUGCCUUCCUUGGAGCCAAAGUUGUCGUCGUGGAGAAGCGGGACACUUUUUCGAGAAACAAUGUGUUGCAUCUCUGGCCAUUUACAAUCCAUGACCUCCGGGGACUGGGAGCAAAGAAAUUUUAUGGGAAAUUCUGUGCAGGAUCUAUUGAUCACAUCAGUAUUCGACAACUUCAACUUAUCCUCUUCAAAGUUGCACUUAUUUUAGGAGUUGAAAUUCAUGUGAAUCUAGAAUUUGUGAAAGUCCUGGAACCUCCUGAAGAUCAAGAAAAUCAAAAGAUAGGUUGGAGGGCUGAAUUUCUCCCUGUGGAUCACCCUUUGUCAGAGUAUGAAUUUGAUGUUGUUAUUGGUGCAGAUGGCCGCAGGAACACAUUAGAGGGUUUUAGGAGAAAGGAGUUUCGUGGAAAGCUGGCUAUAGCUAUCACUGCCAAUUUUAUAAACAGAAAUACAACUGCAGAAGCCAAGGUAGAAGAAAUUAGUGGUGUUGCUUUCAUCUUCAAUCAGAAGUUCUUCCAGGACCUUAAAGAGGAAACGGGAAUUGACCUAGAGAAUAUUGUUUACUACAAAGAUAGCACUCAUUAUUUUGUGAUGACAGCAAAAAAACAGAGUCUUCUGGACAAAGGAGUGAUUAUUAACGACUAUAUUGAUACUGAAUUGCUCCUCUGUGGAGAAAAUGUGAACCAGAGCAAUUUGCUGUCCUAUGCCCGAGAAGCUGCUGACUUUGCAACCAACUACCAGCUGCCAUCCUUGGAUUUUGCAAUUAAUCACUAUGGGCAACCAGACGUAGCAAUGUUUGAUUUUACCUCUAUGUACGCAUCUGAGAAUGCUGCACUGGUGAGAGAGAGGCACAGACAUCAGCUCCUGGUGGCACUUGUUGGAGAUAGUUUACUUGAGCCCUUCUGGCCAAUGGGUACUGGCUGUGCAAGAGGCUUCUUAGCUGCUUUUGAUACCGUAUGGAUGGUGCGGAGCUGGGCUCAAGGAAAACCCCCAUUAGAAAUCCUUGCUGAACGAGAAAGCAUUUAUCGACUCUUGCCUCAGACUACACCUGAAAAUAUUAACAAGAACUUUGACCAGUAUACCAUUGACCCAGGAACAAGAUACCCGAACUUGAACUCAAGCUGUGUUCGACCUCACCAGGUGAGACAGUUAUUUGUUACCAAUGAGUUACAGCAAUGUCCUCUUGAAAGAGUAAGCUCCGUUAGAAGAUCUGUGAAUCUCUCAAGACAUGAGUCGGAUAUUCGGCCUAACAAGCUGUUGACCUGGUGUCAGAAACAGACAGAAGGGUACCGUAAUGUUAGCGUCACAGACCUGACUACCUCCUGGAAAAGUGGCCUUGCACUGUGUGCAAUUAUCCAUCGCUUCAGACCUGACCUCAUAGAUUUUGAUGCUCUGAAUGAAGAAGACAUUGUCAAAAACAACCAACUGGCAUUUGAUGUUGCUGAGCGGGAAUUUGGGAUCCCCCCUGUGACUACAGGGAAGGAGGUGGGAUCAGCCGGGGAGCCCGACAAGCUCAGUAUGGUCAUGUACCUCUCCAAGUUUUACGAGCUGUUCAGGGGCACACCUCUGCAGGCAGUAGAUGCUGGGGACAAGCAAAAUGGAGAAAAUAAUGAUCUUUCUUCAGCAAAAUCAUCAAACUUCAUCUUUAAUAAUUACAUCAAUUUAACUUUACCAAGAAAACGAGUACCGAAGGUUGAAGGGAAAACAGAAGAAAAUGAGACUAACAAAAGACGUCGAAAAGGUCUUUUUGGUGUCUUUGAGGAGGCUUCAGGCUUUUCAAGCCAAGCGACAAGUGUUGGGAAAGAACAGAAUGAUAGCAAAGAAGGAGUGAACCAGAAUAAAGUUAAAUCAAUGGCAACUCAGCUGUUGGCCAAGUUUGAAGAAAAUGCUCCAAAUACAAUGUUUCGGAGGCAGAAAAGAGCUCAGACCAUAGCAAAUAGAGAAUUCCAUAAAAAGAACAUUAAAGAGAAAGCAGCACAUCUUGCCUCAAUGUUUGGAUACAUGGAGUUUCCAAAGAGUAAGCUGCCUACUAAAGGCUUAUCCCAUUCUCAGCCCCCAACUCCCUCUUGCCUUCUACCUCAUGAUUCAGCUGCUGCCUGUCCUCCGUCAUCUGUAGGUUCAACUUCUCCUGCGCUUCCUUCUAGACAGGGAUCUCUGCGAAAAGAAUUCCCUCAGUCUAUUGGGGGGAGUGACAUUUGUUAUUUCUGCAAAAAACGGGUAUAUGUUAUGGAGCGGCUGAGUGCAGAAGGCCACUUCUUUCACAGGGAAUGCUUUAAGUGUGAAAUAUGUUCUACAACACUCCGUUUAGGGAUUUAUGCCUUUGAUGUUGAAGAAGGUAAAUUUUACUGUAAACCUCAUUUUGCACACUGCAAAAUGAGUAAUAAACACAGAAAGAGAAGAGUGACAUUACAGGUCCAGGGAAAGGAGGCAACAGAAGCACGGAAGAAAGAAGAACCCAAAUCUACAGAGACCACCACAGAAAGCACUUUAACUACUGCUAGCAGUCCAGAGGACAGGUCCCCAGGCUGCUGCCAGCCCGUGGCCGAUGAGCCCACCUCUCCGAAGAAGGCAAAGAGCAUCCUGGAGCGCCACAACUUGGAAAACUGGUCACCUUCUCCAGAGUGGACCACCGUGAGGGUCAUCCCUGAGGAGGAAAUGACAGAGCACAACCUCCUUGCUAUUCGAGUCAUAGUCACCAGUGAUGCAAGCAGCUCUGAGCUGGAGUCUGAUUUUAAUGGUGAUUCCUCCAACUCUGAGGUGGGUGAAGGAGAGACCUCGCUGCUGGAGCGCCCUGCCUGUCCGAGCCCCCCCCGGUGGUGGGCAUCACUCUCCAGGAGCCCUGUGGUGCCAGAGGAAAGCCACAAAACAUCCAAAGUUGCUGAUGCACUACAGAGAGCCAACAGCUUUCACUCCACUGCAUUAAAUAAGUAUCAGAAUUGGAGAAGAAGAAUCCAAACGAAUUUCUCUCUGCUUUCUAACAAGAAACCUGGGCUACACUGGAAGGAGAGCUCAGCCAGCUGUCAAAGUGAUCUCGGAGAGGAUCAGUUCCAAACACAGAAACCACCAGAAGUUACAAGAGGACAUGUCCAAACCUACAGCUCAGUAUCUCAAAGAAAAGAAAAAGUCAGAGAGAUGAGUGAAGAUGUCCAUCUCUACGUGCCUCAUUGUCCAUUUCAGAGCAGGGCCAGAGGUUCUCCACGGAUCCCUUGUGGUAAUGGGACGCUGGCUGAUGAGUUUUUGGAGCCUGAAGAUGUAGAUUGUGACACUGGGACAUGUACAGGCCAGAGCUGGAAUGAAAACAAACAGAAUUACACCUCUGAAUCACAAGGUUUUAACAGGAAUGCCAAAGUGCUGCCAUCUCUCCGUUUGAAAGAAAAAGAUGAGAAAAAUACAAGGCACCCAGAAGAAAAGUUUGAGCAAGAAUUAAAGGAGGCAAAAAAGAGGCUGGUGCUUUGCACAGAACAGCAACCUAUGUUGUAUGAGUCAAAUGGGGUAGACUUAGGUGGAACCAGGCUGCAGCAUCAAAACAAAGGAGUGCUGGGUAUUUCAGAGGAGAAUAAUACUGACUGGAGAAAAGGUGUGUUCAAACAAUCUCGUCAUUUGCCUCUCUUAUUUGCAGAUGAUGUACCACCGGCUUUGCCAGUUGACAUGAAAGGUGCUCUGAAGAAUCCAGACACAGCUGCCAAGGCGCCUACAGCUGGCCAGCCAAAAUCACCGUUGAGGCUCAUUGCCAAUGCAAUCAAGAGGUCCAUUUUGGAGCCUCUAACCUUAUCUACAGAAGGACUAAAGCAGGACUCAGACAGCAAAUCCAAAGCCUCUUCAGAACUAGCUUACUUCAGCUUCCCCAGUACUCCUGGCUAUUCCCUAAGCCAAAGGAACAGUAAUAACAACAGAGCAAAUAACAGUCAGCCACAGGAGCUUAAAAUUGGGAAGCAGGCUGGAGAAUAUUUAGGAAUUACUUGCAAUUUUCUCUCAACUCCAUCUAAUUUUUCUGUCAGCUCUGAAGGGAUAUCUCCAAGUGAAUACACCAAGGAGCUAUUCUUCCCUGUCUACAGUCCACACAGCAGGCCUUCCAGGACCACUGGUAUACCUCAUAAAUCACCUUGCACUAGGAUGGAGGAUGUCCCAGGACUCCUAGAAAAGUUUACCUUUAAAGACACUCCUCCAGUGGCUCCCAGGGAUGAUGUAUUUACCUGUAACGAGAAGUACCUCCUUGCUUCAUCUCGGGAAUCCAAGAACACUCCCAGGGACAAUCUGGAUGAUUCCAUACAGAGUAGUAGUCUUGGGUCACUUUUUGAUAGACUGAGAAGUAAGGUUCGUGAAAGAGAAGGGAAUCUUCUUGUGUCAUCUCUGCCUUUCGUGAGGGACCGUUCUGCAGAAGACAGGCUACAUUUUCCUUCUGCAGGAUGUGAACAUCCAACUGUCAGAAAAGAGGCUGCCGAGUAUUCUACUUCUUCCUCUGAUGAUGAAUUUGAAUCGAAGCCUUCGUUAACACAUAAGGCAAAAAUGUCUCUUAGAAGGAGAAGGAAGCUGGAGAAGAAGACAAAGCAAAUGAUUAAACAAGAGGAGCUGAAGAGGCUUCACAAAGCACAGGCAGUCCAGCGGCAACUAGAAGAACUGGAGGAAAGACAGAGAGCACUGGAGAUUUUUGGUGUUAAACUGGAGAGGGAACUCAGAGGAGAAUCAGAUUCAGGUACGCAGGAUGAAACUCAGAUGCUACAUGAGUGGUUUGAGCUGGUCCUGGAGAAGAAUAAAUUAAUGCGUUACGAGUCUGAGCUUUUGAUUGUAGCCCAAGAACUAGAACUGGAAGACCACCAAAGCAGGCUGGAACAAAAGCUGAGAGAGAAGAUGGCUGUUGAUGACAGCCUUAAAGAUGAGAUGGAUCUAAAUGAGGAGGAUGAAAUUUUUACUGAGAUGAUGAAAGUGGUUGAAGAAAGGGACAAACUUGUGUCUGCCUUAGAGGAGCAGAGAGUGAAAGAAAAAGCAGAAGAUCGGCACUUUGAAAGUAUUAUCUUAUCUAGAGGCUAUCAGCUGAGUGGGAUUUAAACAGCCAUAUGUAAAUAAACAUGAUUUCAGCAAUAUUCAUAAUCACAGAGGUACUAUCUUGUGAAUUAUGAGGGAAUUCAAAUUUGAAGUCAGCUUAUUUGGGAAAGGUCAUCUUGUUAUCUUAAGCAGUUUCUUUGCUUACACUAGAGUGAGUCACUUCACUGUCAGCUUCAAGGGUCGCAAGAAUAAAGAAUGGGACUGGAUUUACCUGUGUGAUGGGCAUCAUGGUCUGUAAAAGGGAAAUCAGAGCUCUGAUGUUUUCUUGGAAUUUUAUUUUAAUGCUGAGAAUAGAGUUCCUGAGAAACAUGAUGACAUCAUCCAGUAUUUUUGAGAUGGCAUUACUUUCCAUCUGUUUGUCUGACUCUGUAUGUGGUUUUGGGAAUAUUUUGGCACAGCCAAGCAAUGAUGAACUAUUUAAAGGCCAAAAAGCAAGCUUCUUGUAUAAAAUUAUGUUUAAUAAUAAAUAAUUAGUUUUUAUUUCUGGUGGAGGAAGGGUCUUCUGACUAAUAACUACGUAUAAGCACUCAUUAAAACUAUUGUAAAUGCAAUGUCAGAAAUUAAUUUUCCAGGUAUUUCUAACUUUUAGAAUACUGUGUAUUUUUGAACAAGAUGUUGAAACAAUAUUAAAUCCCUGCAUUUUGUAAAAUGGUAAGGGAUCAUCAAAUGGGUGACUUAUCCUUAAAACUGUUAUAGGCUCAAAAUAGCUUUUGUAUGGCACAGAUAAAGAUCUUUUCUAAAAUAUGCUGAAUGAUAAUUUUAAAAUCCAGACCUGAUUAGCAUCUAUAGGGUAGAUUUUACAGUUGUUUCAUAAAAUAUAUCACAAAUAGUAUCAUAGGGUGUCAUGAGUAGUGUAGCAGUUACAAAUCUCCCUUAGAAUAAUUCAUCAAAACAUUUACAAAAAAUAUUGUUUUGUAAUGGAAACAUUUAAUAGAAAAUGCUGUGAGUAUAUUUAAAAUACAUUUAUAUUGCUGCUCGAAAGUAUGCAUGGAGAUUUUUUGCUUAAAGGAGGUAUCUGCUAUCUUUUUUUGUACAUGCAUGUAUAGACAUUGGCAUAGCAAAUGUGCAGAAAUUCUCAUUAGUAUUCAGCAUACUUUUAAGUACUUUCUUAAAUCUGAGAUAAUUGUGCCAUUUAAGAUUGGUAACAUUCCCAACUGUAUGUAUGAUGCACUACAUUUUCAAACUGAAAAAAAAACACAAGGAGAAACUGAAAGUCUGUUUAUUCUUGAAUAUCAUUUUACCUUAUGCUUUGACUAAGAUUUGAUGUUCUCAUUAUUUCACAAAUGGUGCUUAUUUGCAAGAGUUUUCUGUCUUGCAGCCAAAGCUACAAGCAUUCUUGUUACAAAAAAAAAAAAAAAAAAGUUAAAAAAAACUCUUGGUAGCUACUUGUAGGGUAACAGACACACUGAAUCCUGUCACAAUAAUUUAUGAAUGAUUUUUUUUUCUGUGUUGUAAGAAAUUUAAAAUAUCCUUUUUAAAAUUAAAAGAAAGAUUUUACUAUUGACCACAGAUUUACAAUAUACCUCUAUUGGUGCAAGGAACAUACUAUUGUUCUGCAAUAUUUAUGUAUUUAUACUUAUUUAUUAGCCGGUUUAAUGAGGACAAGCAUCUCAUUAUAUUUUCUAGUUUGGAUGUUGUCUGCAAUUUCCAUAAAUAAAAGUGUAUUUCUAACAGUUAUUUAUAGGUAAAGGUCUGCAUAGUAGACUAGAUAGCUUUAUUAAUUUGGUAAUUAUUAGUAUAAAAUAUAAAUUAAGAUUUAAACAGCAAUAUCUUAGUGGGAUACCCUUACAAUGUAACUUAUAGGACCUUAACAAUAUAAUUGGUCUUUCAUAUUGGAAAGAAAUAGCAGAAUCCCUGAAUAUAUUUCAAAAUUACUAUCAGUUUUUUUUUCCUUCUGUCAUUCAUAUGCUGAGCAUACUUUGAUCUUCAGGUUACAUUUUUUUGUUGAGAUGGAUUGCAGUGAGUGAUUUUUAAACCAACUCUAUUACUUAAGAUUGACGCAAAGUAGAAGCAAGAAGGACAGCAAUAAAUAUUUAAAUUUUCUCUGUUGAAAUCUGCUGGCAUUUCCAGUUUUGUGGAGAAAAUUUCUGGAUUUUAUCACUGUUCCCAGAAGCCUCAUGUAGUCCAGUAGAUUAAUACUGUCUAGAUCAUCCAUCGUUGUUCUCUGUAGAAAACUGAGAGUCAUAGUACUUUCAACAUAACUUUUUAAAGUUUUAAAGCAAACAUUUUUCUUAGUGCUUUGCACAGGAUGGUAAUUCAGCACAGAAGCCCUCAGUUUUUUCAAUCAAGGAUUAUUUUUUUCACCUCACUGUUACUCUCAGAAAAGCCCAUUCAUCCUCCUGUUGCUGCUGUACAGAAAGCGGGAGGAAGGGCAGCCUCAGAGGAACAUGAAGCACCUUGUCCUGAGGGGCAGAUCCUCUGCCAAAGUCUGAUCCUCUCGCCCAGGUAAGGUGCCACACUGCAAGUGCCCAGGUUCAGGCCACUCCACGUUGUAGACAGGCCCUGACACUUCACCUUAUAGCAGAUCCUUGUUUGGCCAUUGAGAGUUGAGAAUAUUAAAGUCAACAGGAGCUGAGAGCCAUCAGCAUUUUAUGGACCUCAAAAAUAUUAUUUACUAAAAAGUUACUUUUCUGCAUGCCAUAACACGCUCCACCCACAACUGCAAGUCUCGUGUCUCUGCUCCUGCGUGUAAAAACCUGCCAGGCUACCAUUACCCUGACUGAUACCAUGUACCUCACAAGAUUAGAUCCAAAAAUGAACUAUGCAGGCGAUUUAAAAACAAACAAAAAACAACAACAACAACAAAAAAACUCUUCAGCAACUUAAAGCAGAUCUUCAUGUAUUGUGAGAGUAAAGGAGGAAAAAGAAAAAGAAGUUAUGUGCACUGUUCACAGGUCAAUUUAAUAUGGCUGACUUGUAUUACAAAUGUAUUUAAGAGUGUUUGGUUAUGAGUGCUCUUGCUGCUCAAUCUUUUCUUUAAAUUGACUCACUAACGUAUAAUGGAUUUAUGGAUUUUUUUUUUCAGUCCUUGGCACUGUCAUUGUUGGGUAUAAUGUGAUGUGCUGGAUCGUAUUGGCCGUGUCUAAAUGGACUAGAUGUGAGCAAUUUUGUAUUUGAAGAAAUAAAAUUGUAUCUCACUC
Molecule: messenger RNA, 9400 nt
Organism: Cygnus olor (mute swan)
Lineage: Eukaryota; Metazoa; Chordata; Aves; Anseriformes; Anatidae
Gene: MICAL2
Product: microtubule associated monooxygenase, calponin and LIM domain containing 2
Exons: 36
Coding region: 909-6263 (1784 amino acids)
Molecular function (GO): FAD binding; protein binding
Source: RefSeq, a predicted model, not a curated record